AUGAAUAUGCAUAAGAAGGUUUGCUUUGAGUGGUUCAAUGCAUUCCAACCAUCUGUAAGCUACAAGCAAUAUGCUCUCCCAUUUGAAAAGGCAGGAAUUUUGUUCAAUUUAGGGGCGAUUCUUCUGGAGGCUGCUACCAAGAAAUACCGCGAGAGUGAAUAUGGAGCCGAUAAAGAUGAUUUGUUGAAGAAUUCACUUUUGUAUCUUCAACAAGCUUCCGGACUUUACCAAUUCCUUAGUGAAAACUAUUUACACGCCCCAUCCAAUGAUUUAGGACAGCUCACGGUGAAAUAUUUGGUUCAAUUGAUGUUGGCACAGGCCCUGGAAGUGUUUGCAUUGAAGGUUAUAAGUGGAGAUUUAGAUCAACUGAAAAAAUCUUUGAUAUCGAAAUAUGUAAAGGAAGUUGGUACAUUAUGA
Messenger RNA from [Candida] anglica, 417 nucleotides. The record is from the annotation of a GenBank genome assembly. NCBI's taxonomy places the organism in Eukaryota, Fungi, Ascomycota, Pichiomycetes, Serinales, Debaryomycetaceae.